This is a messenger RNA of Prorocentrum cordatum, 3334 nucleotides long. The record is from the annotation of a GenBank genome assembly. NCBI's taxonomy places the organism in Eukaryota, Dinophyceae, Prorocentrales, Prorocentraceae.
GCCAGACGGCCGCAAAUGCGACACUUGCCCGCGUCGCGACAACGACCUCGACCCGAUCGACCUGGCGGCGGGCAAGCGCGUCUUCAUGUAUUGGGGCCGCAAGGCCGACGCGCGGGGGUGCACCCAGGGGACCGUGUGCGGGUGCUGCACGAGGUGGUUCAACGGCGACGUCAGGCAGCUCCCAGGGAUGACCUACGCGAAGUUCAAGGGCGUUCUUGGAGCUGGGCCAGAACGCGUCAAGGUCUUCGGCGUGAUCAUCGACAAAAUGAUUGCGUCCAUGAUUGAGUCGGGUGCGAAGCGCACUGCUCACCUGGACUACGACGAGGUGCACGACUGCGUGCUUCAAGAGGUCGUCAUCAAGGAAGCCGUGAAGACAGGCCUUGGGAAAACGUUCUACCCGAUGGCGAGCUACCAGAGGACCAAGGGCGACUUCGCUACGAAUGGCUUGGCCCAGACGGAAGGGCACUACCUGGGCGAGGACGAGAACGGACUUGAGGGCGUCUGGGUCCCAGACGUGGACUGCACCCACUACGGGAAGGUCGAGCGCCACCAGUCGGUCAGGACGGUCAACUUGGGCUCUGGCUCCGUAGAGUCAAUCUCGCAGAAGCAGGCGCAAGUUUUCGAGAUGCUGUUCCCGGGUUCGCUCGCCUCUCUCAACAUCACUGGCGCCAUCGACCAGGUCAUCGGCGUGCCUCCUGCUGCCGCCGCUGGCCGCAGCGACGCGCCGCCGCCGCUUGCAGGCCCUGCUGCGUCGCGCCCGCCGACUGCCGACCCCGCGCCAGCGGCGGCGGAACAGGCAGCUGGUGGGGCCAAGCGCCGCGGGCGAGGAACUGGCGGCGCAUCAGCUUCCGGCAGCGGCGGCGAGUCGAGCGGCUCGAGUGGCGCCACCGCGUCCGCAAAGCCAGGCGCCAAGAAGCGAGGUCGGCCGCCUGUGAAGAACCUUCUGAUGGAGGUGUCCGAGUUGGAGUCCCGCUUCUUCAGUGCAGGCUCCGACGACGCUCUCAUGUGGGGGAGCGAGCAGGAUGCCCAGAUCAAGCUCAACCUCGCAUUGCUGACAGACUUCUCUUCGAAGCUGCGCACCCUCGAGGACCCCGACGAGCAUCGCCUGUGCAAGAUCAGCGAGAAGAAGCUUGCUGUGAUCAACGACUUCCUGGGGCUUGCCGCUUUGCCAUCCGAGGAGAUGAAGACCAAGCACGACCUCGCCGUUAUUACCUUGGCGCUCGAUCCCGCGACGACGUUGGAUAUCCCGCCUCACCUUUGCUGGAUGCGGAAGAAGCUGGGCGUGGUAAAGGCAACUGAUGCCAAACAGUUUUUCACGCUCAUCUCUACCCGGGCCUUGCGUGCAGUCGGACUCGCUCCUGCCGCCAUCUGCGAAGAGCAGCAGCAGCUCUUCGCGGACCGCCUUUCGCAUGCUCUCCGCAUCAAGACUGAGGACAAGCGCGCGGCCGCGUUGGCCGCUCUGACGGCUGACGACGAGGAUUUCGACUACGAUUUCGAAGAUGAAGUCUCCGAGUGGUGGGCUGCGUUCCAGGUGAUCUACAGCGCCAAGAAUGUCACGUACCCCUCUGUGGCCGACGUGGUGGAGCACCUGAGCGACGCCAUUGUGAUUAUUGAGGGUGCGCUCCCUGCGAAGAAACAGGCUGGGACGCAGUUGGGGACUGCGCUAAACAUGUGGAACCCUGGGCAGUUGAUCUUCCGCGAGGCCAAGGAGCUGCUGGAGAAGGCCAAGGCCAUUGUUUCAGCCAUCGAGCCCGUCAACGAGAAGAUCGCUGUCCUCAACGCCAGCGUGACGCAGUGCCUGCCAGACGUUUUUUCGCGUGAUCUACAUUGGCUGGAUGGGGCCGUUGAUUCGGCCAAGGCAGUCGUGGAGUCUCUCGCCUCGCUGUCCCAUUGCAUUCCCGCUUGCGUUCCCAACAAUAAUGACUCCAAGAUCGUGACGGCGAUGACCAAGUGGAUCGACUUUCUCAUUCAGGGUUGGGCUACCGUGCUGUCCCCGAUCCUGGUCAAUACAACGACAGGGGCUUCGCUUGCCAAGUGGGUCGAGGACACCGGGGACCGCCGCCGCUUGCUUGAGAAGUACACCGAGGCAACGGCCAAACACAAAAAGCAUAUCCCGAUGAUUGAGGCCAAGACCAAUGCCAUCCAGCAGUUGUGCAGCAUCGGGGAGGCCUUGAGCCGUUGGCAUUCGCUCUCGAGCUCGGGGGCCGCGAGCAAUGCUACACCAGCUGACUACAAGUCUGUCCUGUCAAUCAUCGCGACCAACUUGAAACCGAUCCACAAGGAUGCAGUGCAGUUCUUCGCCGACCCAGAGGCUCCGCUGGCCCUGCUGGCGUCGCCCGUGCUGGGCUCUGCAGGCGAGCGCAUGCAGGAGAUGACGACGGUUGCAAUUGAGAUGAGCGGCCCCAUCCUCAUGCCCAUCCUCGACCACGUGCUCCUUGUUCUCGGCGCUGCGUGCUGUGAGAAGCCGUGGUCAUGGAACGAUCUUGACGAGGGCGGAGUCUCAGCCGUCGCGGAGGCGAAGCACCCGGUGAACAUCAUCGCGGAUGGGCUCCAGUUUGCCUUGGACAUCGGCGACGAGACGUUGCAUCGCCAGCUGUCCUUCGCCGUCUCGGCCAGCCAGACGUUCCAAGCGGUGGCUACAUUGGCGAAGUAUAAGCACGUGCGCGCAGCGGCCAAGACCUUCAAGGACUUGCUCUUGGAAAGCUCCGCGGUGGCUCAGUGGAAGGAGUUGAACGCCCGCUGGGACAGCCUGCAGAGGAUCGACCUCGCGACGCUGGUGUCGUCGGACUUGAAGGCCGACAAGGGUGGCUCGCUUCGUUUCCACAUCGGGACCUUCGACAAGCGCCUGAACCAUGAGUGCAUCAUGCAGUCUUUCGAGAAGGACAUCUUGGACUUGAAGGCUUUCUACAAGGCAGCCGUCGAGCAAGAUCUCCUGUCGAUGGCGGGCAACCUUGAAGCCGAGGUCCCAGUGCAUUCCAGCACGGCCAUUCUGGGGAACACCGAUCAGAUGGAUGCUGUGAUUGGCGCUGACCACGCCGCCAUGACUUCCGUCUCCAUGAUCCUGAAGGGCGUGAUGAAGGUGGUGUUGGGCUUCAACAAGACGUUCACUGUGGCCAGUCUUGAGGUGGUUCAGCGGGCCUCAGCUGCUGCCGACAACGCCCUCGCCACAGUGGCGCUUGCCGCGGACAUCGCGAAGUCUGGAUGGUCACCGUCCGAGGAGAUCGACGAAUUGUUGUCCUCAUGGGCCGCCGGGUUGUACCUCGACCGCGAGAAAGACCAGGAGGAGGAGGCCAACAAGGAGGAUAUCGAUAAGCUUGACGCCGAGCUCUUCGAG